Molecule: messenger RNA, 1429 nt
Organism: Pelagomonas calceolata
Lineage: Eukaryota; Pelagophyceae; Pelagomonadales; Pelagomonadaceae
Source: the annotation of a GenBank genome assembly
AUCGGCGGUGGCGUGGACGGCAUCGCGCAAUAGGCUAAGGUCGCUCGAGAGUGCAAGCUGCAGCGUCGGAACCUCGGUAGACGUGCGGACGCUGCAUCGAUCGAAGAGUUUUUAAGCUUUGGUGCUGGCUGGGCUUGAGCGACCUUAGGAGGCACAAGCCCUCCUAACCCUUCUAUUAUGCGCCGCGCCGGGCGGUUAUGGCAUAUACCUCGACGCCAUCGAUGCGACGCCGUCCCUGGGACUGCGCCUGCUCGCUGGCGUGCGUGGUUCACGCCAUCAGCACAAGCGGACGCUCGUCCCGACCCGCCGACGCCGUCCCUGCGGCUAGAAGGCGUGCGACGUCGACGCCGUAACGGCGGAGAGAGCGGAGAGAGCACCACACCUAACGCAACCAUCACGCAGGCGAACGCGGUCGGGACCACCAUGGCGUCCGACCAGGUCAUGGGCCAGGGGCCCUUUGACAUGAAGUACUUUUUGUCCGGUGCACUCGCGGGCGGCAUCUGCUGCUCGAUCACGCACGGCGGUCUGGUGCCCGUCGACGUCGUCAAGACGAAGAUCCAGCUGCAGCCGGAUGUUUAUAAUAAGGGCUUCAUCGGGGGCUUCGGCCAGGUCAUCGAGGCCGAGGGCAUGAACGGCCUCCUGACCGGCCUCGGCCCGACGGCCCAGGGCUACUUCAUCCAGGGCUGGUUCAAGUUCGGCGGCGUCGAGUUCUUCAAGAUCAACAUCACGAAGAGCGUCGGCGAGCAGAAGGCCUGGGACAACCGCAACUCGAUCUACUUAGCGUCCAGUGCCAUGGCCGAGUUCAUCGCGGACAUUUUCCUCUGCCCCUACGAGGCGUGCCGCAUCCGGCUGGUCAGCGACCCGGCCUACGCCGACUCCAUGGUCGGCUGCGCGUCGAAGAUGAUGGCCGAGCAGGGCUUCGUCGGCGCCUUCUACUCCGGGUUCGUGCCCAUCCUCUGCAAGCAGAUCCCCUACACCAUGGCCAAGUUCGCCGUCCAGGGCAAGGCCGCCGAGAACAUCUACACGGCGCUCGGGUCGUCGCCGGACAAGCCGCCGGCGAUCGGCAACCUGGGCGUCUCGCUGGCUUCCGGCGUCGUGGCGGGCGUCGCAGCGGCCAUCAUCUCCCACCCGGCGGACACGCUCCUCUCGAAAAUCAACAAGAAGGGCGCCGGCGGCGAGGGCGGCAUGUUCACGCGCAUGGGUAGAAUUGUGGCGGAGACGGGCCUCGUUACGCUCUGCACGCAGGGCCUCGGCGCGCGCUGCGUCAUGAUCGGCACGCUGACGGCGGGCCAGUUCGGCAUCUUCGACAUCAUCAUGGGCAUGACGGGCGCCAAGAAGUUCCACUUCCACGACCCGUCGAAGCUUCACUAGAUAGUAUAUCCUCCCCCCCGCCGGUUAUAGAUAGAUAGUACACGUCUCCUGGGCCCGC